CACAGAAUGGAAUUCUGGAAUAUGAUCAUCAAAAUUAUUUUAUUAUUGCAAAUAACAAUUGGAAUUCUGGGAAAUGUCUCACUUCUUAUCUACUAUAUAUUUGAUUAUAUAGAACAUACACUAAAGACAACAGAUUGGAUUCUCAUGCACCUAAUGGGAUCAAAUGCCUUGAUAGUUCUCUCUAAAGGAGUACCCCACACAUUGGCAGCAUUUGGGAUGAAACAGUUUUUAAAUGAUGUUGGAUGCACAUUGGUUUUGUACAUUCAAAGAGUUGGCCGGAGUGUGUCCAUUAGCACCACCUGUCUCUUGAGUAUCUUCCAGGCCAUCACCAUCAGUCACAGGAAAUCCUGCUGUAAGGAUCAAAAGAUGAAAGCUGCAGAGUACAUUAGCUGCUCCACUUCCCUUUUAUGGGUCUUGUCCAUGAUUAUAAAUUUCAUUUUCUUUGCAUAUAUAAUUGUCAAAAGGAAUAGCAAAAAUAUGACAAGAAACCGAGAUUUUGAAUACUGUUCCACUGCAGGACGUGAUGAAAUCAAUGACUUGAUCUAUGCAGCAUUGGUGACGUGCCCUGAAAUCUUCUUUUCUGUGCUCAUUGCCUGGUCCAGUAGUUCCAUGAUUGUCAUUCUGUACAAACACAAGCAAAGGGUUAAACACAUCCACAGCCAUCAUGUUUUCCGCAGAAACUCUCCAGAAUCCAUAGCCACCCAGAAUAUUCUGGUCCUGGUGUCUACCUUUUUGGCAUUUUAUACUGUCUCCUCUGUCUUACAAGGCUGCCUUGCUCUUUUGUAUAAUCACACCUGGUGGCUGGUGAAUAUUACCCGCAUCACUUCUUUGUGUUUUCCAUCUUUUGGACCCCUUGUUCUUACAAGUCAUUACUCUAUUUUACCCAGACACAGUUUGGUCAUGAUAAGGAAUAAAGUCUAA
This is a messenger RNA of Mus pahari (shrew mouse), 921 nucleotides long. RefSeq names its product vomeronasal type-1 receptor 4-like. NCBI's taxonomy places the organism in Eukaryota, Metazoa, Chordata, Mammalia, Rodentia, Muridae. Gene Ontology annotation, biological process: G protein-coupled receptor signaling pathway. The transcript has a single exon. Gene Ontology annotation, molecular function: pheromone receptor activity. Gene Ontology annotation, cellular component: membrane. The coding region runs from base 7 to 921 and encodes 304 amino acids. The record is from RefSeq and is a predicted model, not a curated record.